Molecule: messenger RNA, 1360 nt
Organism: Trichoderma asperellum CBS 433.97
Lineage: Eukaryota; Fungi; Ascomycota; Sordariomycetes; Hypocreales; Hypocreaceae
Source: RefSeq, a predicted model, not a curated record
GUGAAGCGUGCACACACACCUCCUGAUUGCAUCCAUGCGGUAGUAAUUGAGGAUAUACUUGCUGGCCAACAUGACUUCUCUCUCUUUAGGGCAUCUUCCCUCGCUGUGGCGGCAGCACUUGCUGUCGGAAUUCGCCGGAUUGAAGCAAGCCUGCCCUGAAGGAGUGUUUGUCAGCCUGACUCCUGGAGAGCCGUCACUUUGGUCAGCAGUGCUUUUCGUUCGCCAUGGCCCGUAUGCUCCGGCUGUUCUUCGAUUCCAAAUUAUGUUUCCCGAUGCAUACCCUCGAGCUCCACCUCUGGUUACGUUCUCGACGGACAUUUUCCACCCGCUCAUCACUCCCUUGACGACGCACAUGUACGCUGCAAGCGUUGAAAGCGAUAAAAGCACUACAGAGAGACCAAAGCUGCCCCCUGGCGGCUUUAGCCUGGAGCAUGGCUUUCCAGAGUGGUUUGGCGGCCCCGAACGAUCAGAAGCUAGAAGUGGCCAGGGUCGAAGGAGUACAUCGCCAUCAGCAGUGUCAACAAAAUCGUCGAAGCGCAAAAGUCUCAAGCCACCGCCGCCUCCCGAAAAGGACUUGCCGCGGUAUAUGCAAACAGACCGGAAGACUAUAUCGACUUACUCCCUAUUAAAGUACAUUCGAAGCACGUUUGAUAAAGCAGAGGUUCUCGAUGCGGUACCUCUUUCUGCUGCCGGAAAUCCAGGAGCUUGGCAUGCGUGGCGCACGCAUCGGCGCAAACAAGAGAAAGUCGAUGACAAAAAGAUAUAUAGAUUGAGUCGACUCAGCAUAUUGAGUGGUGACACAACCAGAGAGACUGGCAGUGAUCGAGGAGACGCGGCCGAAUCUGAUGCCAAGAGUAUAACGUCGUCCCUGGCCACGACAGUUCGCGAGCCUGGAGAAUGGAACUGGGAUGGUGUUUGGGAGGAUAGAGUGAAGAAGGGAGUAGCCUCUACUUUGACCGAGUCGGUCCUGUAUGGCGCAUCGGGAAUAUCCGACGAUAUGAUUCAUUUCCUGGCACUGGAAGAAGGAACCAUUGAGGCUGUAAAGGGAAAUCUGCGUCGAACCUUGGAUGCCUCGGCAUGAGCUCUUCGAUUUUGCCAGCCCCUCCACCUCGUUUUCCAAAAAGCAACGCCCCUUUACGCAAUUUCAAACAUUGAGUUUUCAGUAUGAGCCUUAAUUACUCGCAUUAUAGCGUCUUUACCUGGAUUUAGAAACAGGCUGGUCCUAUGUAGUCGAUAUCAAGAGAUUAUGUCCGCUUUUUGAAGAAAAGUAAAAGGCCAAGGACAUACAAUUUAUUAUGUAUCUACACUUAUUCUAGACAUAUGAGUAUCUACUAUCUUAUCUAUUACAUCACGUAUCUGC